CGUGGAUUCCAUGUGUCGGCGUGAGCAGCCGCGUCGGUGUCCGAGCGCGCGCCCAGGCAGCCCGCAGCCUGUAGGUAGAUGAAAACAGCCGAAUCUAUAUCGGGACUCCCCCAGCUGCCACAGACCUGAGCAGGUGGCUGCGCCGGUGAUUCGACAAAGACCCUCGACAGCUUGACUGUAAUCUCCCCGUGACGACAGAGAAUUCUCUGAGUAAAACCUGGAAGACGUCCUCUCCGGAACCUCUCAGUGGACCAGGAAUCCAACAGCAAGACAGACCUCACCGGACCUGGAUGGAAGCGUGGAUGUUUAAUAUGCUCUGAUUUGGGAUUUUAUCAUCCUUCCCGGCGUUUUUGGAUCCUCCAUUUCUUUACAACAAAAAAAAAAUCAUGUUACCAGACAUAAACAACAAGACUUCACGGCCAGAGGCUUUCCCUCAUCCUCACAGAGUUCCGACCGAGGGGAAUCGUCUCGGGACCCUCCGAACAUGCUCACAGAAGUUCGGGCAGGGCGUGGUGACUCUUCCCCAGCUGGAGCCACAGGUCGUCCAGGUGGUGGUCAGCAGUGCCAAAAACCAGCAUCAGCAGACGGACAACAUCUUACCCCAGAUAACUAGCAAAGGUGGCCAGACCAACUACCAGACGGAGGAACGGCAGAAGCAGUUCACCAUGAGGUUUGGUGCCACCAUUGACAAAGUGCCCGUCUCACGCAGCAACAAGAUCAUCAGCAAUAAACAGGAAAAAGAGAAAGCGUAUGAAGGACUGAGGCUGCCCAUGGCUCCCACUGACGCACUGAAGAACUUCCAGGGCCGGUUGACGGACUUUGAACAGGAGGAGAUCAUGGACUACGCCGAGAUCUGGUUCAUGGGUCUGGGCUCUCAGAAGAUUGAAGGGUCUCAAGGUGCACCCCAGAACAAUGGAUACGAUGAUGAGCACGGGAGCUACAUCAGGGUUCUGCACGAUCACAUUGCUUACAGGUUCGAAGUGCUGGAAGUGAUAGGCAAAGGAUCCUUUGGACAGGUGUUGAAGUGCCUGGACCACAAGACCAACGAGCUGGUUGCCAUCAAAAUGAUCCGCAACAAGAAAAGGUUUCAUCAUCAAGCACUGGUGGAGUUGAAGAUUCUGGAUGUGAUAAAGAGGAAAGACAAAGACAACCUUCACAACGUCAUCCACAUGAAGGAGUACUUCUACUUCAGAAAUCACCUCUGCAUCUCAUUCGAGCUUCUGGGGGUCAAUCUGUACGAGCUCAUCAAGAAGAACAACUUCCAGGGCUUCAGCAUCGCUCUCAUUCGGCGAUUCACACACGCACUCCUGCGCUGCCUGCAGAUGCUGCACCGAGAGAAGAUCAUCCACUGUGACCUGAAACCAGAGAACAUACUUUUGUCUCAACGAGGCCCUGGGAACAUCAAGGUGGUGGACUUUGGAUCCAGUUGCUACGAGCAGCAAAGAGUCUACACAUACAUCCAGAGCCGAUUCUACCGCUCCCCAGAGGUCAUCCUGGGUCACCCCUACAGCAUGGCCAUUGACAUGUGGAGCCUGGGCUGCAUAUUGGCAGAGCUCUACACUGGAUACCCCCUUUUUCCUGGGGAGAGUGAAGUGGAGCAGAUUGCAUGUAUCAUGGAGGUUCUUGGACUGCCUCCAAACGAUUUUGUCCAGUCUGCUUCCAGAAGGAGGUUGUUUUUUGACUCGAAGGGAAAUCCAAGGAACACCACAAACAGCAAAGGGAAGAAAAGGAGGCCGAGCUCCAAGGAGCUAUCAGCUGCACUGAAAACAAAUGACGUGUUGUUUUUGGACUUCAUCAAACGCUGCCUCACGUGGGAUCCCACCAAACGGAUGACUCCGGACGAGGGGCUGCAACACGAGUGGAUUCUGGAGGGAAACUUCAACAAGACUCGUCCCAGAACAAGACCACCAGUGAAGAAGACCACAGAAGGGUCUCCAUCCACCGACAACUGUGUUGACCAUAACAGACAAGCCCACAGUCAACCAGCUGAGAAGACAAGCUCUGAGGGCAGCCACAGUGAAAAGAGAGACAGUUCAUCUACAGGAACAAAGAUGGGCCCCGCUGAGCGCCUGCGGCCCAUCGGAGCCUCAGCUGAAGACGAGGUCUGCGAGGGCAAACUUUCGGCGCCGCAGCAGGACCCAUCGUCUGAGAGGUCCGUCCACAUCAUCAUCAAACCUCAGGAGGACGUCGGCACAGAGUCAAGCUGCUUGCCCUCCAUCAUGAAUGACUAAAGAGCAUGAUGGUCCUUUUUAUCCUUUGGAGGAAAAUGUACAUUUCUGUAAUUAUGUGUUUUGUACAUGUUACUGGCUAAAUCCCAACUUCAGCACCUGCACACAGCCUCCCCAGCAUUCUAAACUGACAGGAAUCGGCCAGUUCACAAAAAGACAGACACGUUCAAACACUUAAAAUCAGCAUUUCCGUUUCAGUUUUGAAUCCUGAGAGUCCAACUUUUUUCUUAUGCAAAGGCUGAGCCAAAAUGUUUUGUUAUACUUAAGAGAAGUGAUAUUUUACGUGCAGUUUAUUAGUAGAAUAGGUUAAUAUAUUUUGUAAUUUCAUCAACAUUAUAAAGGACACAUGUUUAGUUGAAAAUAUGAAGGUAAAUGUAUUUGUAUAUGGAUUUAUUGUAUUUCUACUGCUGUUGGACUGUGGGGGGCUGUGGCAUGAGCCUCUGAGGUAGUUUUUUUUUUUUUCUUUUUUGGUUAUCUUUAAGAAUAUAUGUAAUAUGUUGUUUAUAUAAAAUGGUUUAACACUAUGUACGAGAGACUUCUAAAUAUAUUGGUGUUGUGUUACUUUUUUAAAUUUACGGUUCUCAAUUGCUGACCUUAUUUCACAGGGCAUCAUUUUUCAUUAUAACUAAUUAAUCAUAUUGCAUAAUGCAAACCCAUCAAAAGUAUAAAAAUGAAAUAUUUUUUGUUUGACAGUUGCGGCGAGUUAUAUUGUCUCUGACUGGAUUCAUAAUUCUUAUCCCCACUUCUUGGAAUCGACGGGUAAUUUUCUGGACUUAUUUUAAAUAAUGACUAAAUAACAUGAGGGUGAGGUGUGUAGACAAGGUUUUACUUGUUGUGUUGUUAAUAUAAAACAUUUUGUAUCACUGUUGUAAGAUUUUUUUUUUUACAUUAGCAACUAAAAGACAAUCUUCUUAUGAAUAGUUUGUGCCUUGCAGUAUUAGACAUCUUGCACUUUACUAUCAUGUCUACAAACGGCUCCGAGGAAAGAGAUUGUGAACAACUGAGUUCUGUUGUCACAUGUUUUCAGAUGUGAUGUAAUCGAUUAAAUCACUGGUUGAGGAAACCAAUGAUUCAUUUUGGUUUGUUAAAAUGUGAUAAUGUUUUUGACUGUCUAUUUUGUUG
Messenger RNA from Synchiropus splendidus (mandarinfish), 3350 nucleotides. It is a transcript of the gene dyrk4, whose product is annotated as dual-specificity tyrosine-(Y)-phosphorylation regulated kinase 4. The record is from RefSeq and is a predicted model, not a curated record. Gene Ontology annotation, cellular component: nucleus. Gene Ontology annotation, molecular function: ATP binding; protein serine/threonine kinase activity; protein serine/threonine/tyrosine kinase activity. NCBI's taxonomy places the organism in Eukaryota, Metazoa, Chordata, Actinopteri, Syngnathiformes, Callionymidae. The coding region runs from base 387 to 2231 and encodes 614 amino acids. Gene Ontology annotation, biological process: peptidyl-threonine phosphorylation; peptidyl-serine phosphorylation. The transcript has 14 exons.